Entrophospora candida is the source of this 1428-nucleotide messenger RNA. Lineage: Eukaryota; Fungi; Glomeromycota; Glomeromycetes; Entrophosporales; Entrophosporaceae. The record is from the annotation of a GenBank genome assembly.
AUGGCCCUUACUUUACAAACUUCAAACAUUAAUUCAGUAUUCUCUCUCAGAAAUAAAACCAAAAACUAUAAUAACGCUAUUAUUACCGUUAAUAACAAUAAUAAACCUUCUUCACAAAUACAAAUUCCUUACAUUCCACCAGAAAUAAUCAACAUCAUUCUCUUUCAUUUAAAAGAAGACAAAAAAUCUUUGGCUGCUUCAACUAACGAAAUUUCAAAUCGUACUUGUCAAAUUCGUCACUUUGAUCUUUCCGGCUUCUCGACAAUUGGCCUACAAAAAAGUAACGCAACAUACAAAAAUAUCAUCAACCCUCAAUGCAUCAUUAACAUUUUAAGAUUUUGUCCGAAUUUGGCGGCCUUCUCAAUCUCUGAGAGUUUGGAAUCCACAAUCACUUUCGAACUAUUAAGCGUGCUAUUCUACGAAUGUAAAGAUCUUAAAAUGUUGGAUUUCUGUGGAUGCUCCAGCAAACAAUUCGCAACAAAUUUCACUAAACUUGCUGAAUCGUUGGGAAAAAUUAAUAUUACCAACAUGAUCAAUAACGAUGGCGAUGAUGAUCAACAAGUGCAAAGAUAUUAUCGAUUUGAAAAAGUACCCAACAACAACAAUCAAUCAUUGUUGCUUAAUCAUAUCCAAAGAAUCUCAUUGCACGAAUGCCCAUCACUAUCAGAAUACUCUACCAUUAUUCCAAUUCUUGCCCAUAUGCCAAACAUUACUCAUCUUGAUCUAGGUGGUUGUGCGAUCAGUGACGCUACAUUGGAAUUCUUGACCUACGAAACAAAUGCAACAACAUCUUUGACUGAUUUAUCACUUGCAAAAUGUAAAAACAUCUCUUCUCCAGCCAUCUCCUCGUUCAUUUCACAAUGUCAAGAACUUGUAACUUUGAAUCUCUACACUGAUAAAGCUGUCCUCGCCUCCAUAACAGAAUAUGAUCUCAUCACCAUGAUCAAUAGCUCACCUUCCACCAAAAAAUUAAAAUCUCUAAAUAUCGGUUCAACAAACAUCACUCCACGCGUUUUAUACGCCAUACAAGAAUCAAGCAGCAACCUUAAACAUCUAGGCAUAGCCAAAGCAAAUAUCACAGACGUUUCCCAAUUAACCGAAUUCGUCAAUUCGAUGCCGUUACUUGAAUACGUUGAUUUUACUUCGAUAGGUUGUCUGUCAUUCUUGAACACCAACAAUGGAUUUAUUUCUGGUCUUCGAAAAAACCAUCCAUUACACACAAUUGAAAUGUGCCAUAAUUUGUUGAAGAAAUUGAGGGCUGUCGAAGGUUGGAAAAUCAAUGAAAACUACACCAGACGUUGGUAUUACGCAAAAGAUACUCCCAACAAUGUCAGGCCUGAUAGAGUCUAUAGUAGAAAAUUGGAUAUUACCCAAUCUGGAUACCAAAAAAUGAGCAAAAUAUUUCAAUAUUAUGCUUAUGGCGUUUAA